This is a messenger RNA of Fusarium coffeatum, 1524 nucleotides long. RefSeq lists its product as uncharacterized. Gene Ontology annotation, biological process: regulation of DNA-templated transcription. Gene Ontology annotation, cellular component: nucleus. Gene Ontology annotation, molecular function: DNA-binding transcription factor activity, RNA polymerase II-specific; zinc ion binding; transcription cis-regulatory region binding. Bases 1 to 1524 code for a protein of 507 amino acids. The record is from RefSeq and is a predicted model, not a curated record. The transcript is spliced from 2 exons. Lineage: Eukaryota; Fungi; Ascomycota; Sordariomycetes; Hypocreales; Nectriaceae.
AUGGCUAACGCUACCAUCAUGAGGAACCGAUUACUACGGACUGCAUGUGAUCGCUGUCAUAGCCAGAAGCUACGAUGCCCUCGUCCAUCAAAAGCCGAUAGCGAUAAGGGCGACAAGACUUGUAAUCGCUGUCGAAGAGCUGGAAAGAUCUGUGUUUUCAGUAAACGUGGAAAGUCUGGUCGACCCAGCAAGAUCGUGACGGCUGGAGCACGGUUGAGGUCGUCAUUCUUGGCAGAACCCGCGGAAAGCGAGAUAUCUACGAGGGGAAGCAUCACAUCUCCAUCCCCGGAAGUUCCGAACCCUGAAGCCAUCCUGGAUAGUGUUACAGUACAGUCUGAACCUGAGGCUUCCAAGGAGAAUAUUGGAUCUGUGAGGCAUAGCGCGGAAGAUACCCGAACUCUCUCGUUAUCAGAUGUCCCACUACCGAGUUGUACGCUUGGUCAAGAAGCAAUGCCAGCCCCCACAGUUCUUGCUGUCUUGACUGCGAACUCUGACCAUCAACCUCUAAGCCUUGAGACAGACUCCACACAAACCCUCAAGGAAGUCGAGAUAGACUUUCCUACGGCCUAUGAUCUCGGCACACAUCAGUUCAACACAGAAACCCAAUCUAUCCCCACGCCUCAGCUGUCCGAAUCGCCAAACGGACUUGGCAGCGAAACAUGGAGCGAUUUCCUGCUUUCCAGCAACUUAAGCUUCAUCAACGAUAUUCCCAAUCCGGGGGUCCAAUUGCAUCAAACGGUUGAUAAACAAGGAUCAAUAUUCAACAAUUCAGACCCUGCAGCCUUCGAUUUAUCGGCAUCUGGCCAUUUUCCAUUUUUGGACUGUGGUAACGCGAUAGAUUCUCAUCCUUUUGGAGAUGUAACUGGGGUGCUGUCGGGCCUCAAUAGCAAGAUUACAUGUGCUUUAGCCAAUUACAAAGCCAUGGUUAUGAUCGACGACUCUAACAACCUGCAGCUGUACCACGUUGUACAAGAUAUAAUUGACAUAUCACGACAGUUGAUUGCUAUUACAAAGCAAUGUUUACCCUACAUCCCUACCACGCCUGACUCGUCACCUGCAAGCUCACCGUCUUCCGCAGUGGAUGAAUUGCCGGACGGUUCAUCCCGGACCGGUCCCACUAUCUUUGAUGAACAUGUCAAUUGGUCUCGAGUGAUCUUCCCAUUUCUUGCCUGUUACUCUCUUGCACUGGACUAUUUCGAGCUCGUGCUCAAUGGCUUGUACUCGGUGCCUCGUUCUAGUUUACAGUCAUCUCUGGACGCAUCCUUGAUCCCGAAUGUUUUUGAGCUCUUUUUCACUCAGAUACAAGAUGCUUUCGUGGGAAGCCAAACAUCUCUGCUAGACCCACCUCAUUCUUCUGAAAAUAGUACAAUCGACGGGACCGAACUCAAUGGUAUUGGCGAGACGCCCCUCAGCGGUAAGAAUCAGAGCGUAUUGUUUCUGGACACAGCGUUGGAUGAAAUUCGCGAAAGAGGGACACAUCUUUGGGAUCGGUCACGGAAACUCGGCAUGACGCGUCGUAGAUAG